GCUGAACACACUUUCAGUGAGUACGGGACUGUCCUUUGGAAAGAAAGUUUGACUGAAGUACAUAGAAGUACACAGGAGAGGAACGGUGGACUCACCAGGUUGCUGAGGGAAGAUUUAAAUGGAAUCUAAUCUCCUGGGACCCCAUUACAGAGUGAAAUUCAUGCUUCACAUUUUAAUUCUGUGGGGACAUGCCAUACUUUCUGAUGCAUUUGAUGUCACCAUACCGAAGACCACUUUACUUGGUAUCCACAGUCAAAGUAUUGUCCUUGGAUGUAGUUUUACUGCUACUGGUAACUCCUCACUUGAACACAUUGUAAUCACCUGGCAACGCACUGCGGACAACGAGGUGGUGCACAGUUACCAUUAUGGCAAAGAUCAGCUUGCUCAACAGAAUAAACAGUAUUCAGGCAGAACAAGUCUAUUUCCUGAGGAAUUCAAAAAUGGCAAUGUUUCACUGAAGUUGGAUGGACUUAGAGUUGAGGACGCUGGCCUGUACAUGUGUUUUGUCAGCAGUGUAUUGGGAAGUGCUGAAGCUACAAUGUCAUUGGCAAUUGCAGCUUACUACAAGGAGCCAGAAGUGCUGGUCAAACUGCAGUCAUCUAGUGUGACUUUCAUUCUAACAUCUCAAGGUUAUCCUGAGGCAUCUGUUUUCUGGCAUUGUGCAGAAGAUAAUAGCAGGCUCUUUAAGCCUGAAGUUUCAUUUGCUAAAACUGAAGAUGGACUUUACUCACUCGAAAGUAUCCUUGAUGUUGUUUACACAAAGACCUAUUGUAACUUCAUGGUUGAAAUACAGAACCAUCUUGUUAACCAGACUAUUAUCAGGAAGUUCAACCUCCUUUUGCCAUUUUCAGGAGAGGAAGAACAGAAGAAAAUCACUUCCAUGGCCAUCUGGAUUGCUCUGGGCUUGCUUUUACUGGUAUUUGCAGCAAUAAUCAUUCUGUAUUUGGUUAAACAAAGAAAGAAACACAUGCAACUCAGGGGAGAGGAAGAUAAACUAAUGGUAAUGUGAGGAUGAAUGUGAUUCUAUGAAUAACAUUUUUGUCGCCUACUUAUCCUCAUGAUGGCAAUGAUACUGGAAGAGCUAGCUGGAAAUGUAAUAGCAUAAUGUUUUUUUUCAGUCUUACACAGUUAUUUUUUUUCCUGUGUCAUACAUGAUAAUGAUCAUUUCUGGGUUGUUUUGCAUCACCUGCAAUCUUUGUACUGGACACUUCCUGUCAUCAGAUUCCCCUGGCAACCCUGAGAUGAUUUCCAAGUCAAUGAUACACAUAAUGAGCACUUGUGGGGAAACUUGGACCAGGGUGUCUUGGGGCAUCAUCCAUUCAGCAUUCCUGGACAACGUGAAUACAAAUCUUCCAGUGACUGCAAAAUCACUAGUCAUCUGUCCGUGGACCACACUGUUUCUUCCAGCCUUGUCCAUGAUGUAGUAGCUUUCCACUGGUAUCUAACUCUCAGAUGAUCAGAUACCCAGAACAGUGUAAUGCAGCACAGGAACUCUCUGAGCAAGUGGUUGGCUGCGCUCACUGAAUGGCCUUGAGAGAUGGUGAGGCCCUGUCCCACGGAUUAAAAGCUGCUAAAGCUGUCAAUAGUAUUAAAUGUUUUUGAAGUUUUUAAACAUUCACAAAUAUUCAAACAAAAAAACUCAGGAAAAGCAAACAGGGAGACAGGAGGGCUUUGAAUAGAGAGGAUUACAAGUGGGUUCAAUAGAUGCAGAUAUGGCAGUAAAGGAGUAUCAAGCAACCAACAUUUUGAUGUGCAUGAAUCACCAAGGCUACAGAUUGUGCCCCAAAAAUCCACAGGCUGUAACCCCUGGGUCAUUGACGGCUUCACCACUGCCUUCCCAGAGUCUGUAAGGUCAUCAAGAGUCCACCUCAUUUUCGAUAGUUGCUGAGUUUACUCCGAGUGUACCUCCACUGCUCAUCCUGUGUGCCCGCAGUAUCUGUAACUGCCUGCUUUGGAGGGUGCAAUAUCCAGGGCAGCCUAACCUGCAGGGAAACCUCUAGUGAUAAGAUUUAAAAAAGCACCUUGCCUAAGAUCCACGGAGCAACCUGUUGAGACCUUUGUAGAUAGAGAUAAGGACAACCUUGGGUUGUUUUCUCUGGAGAUUUGUGGGGGAAGUUUUUACACAGAGGGUGGUAGGUGCCUGGAAUGGGCUGCCAGGGGUAGCAGUGGAAGCAGAUACGAUAGUAGCGUUUAAGAUGUUUCUAGAUAGACACAUGAAUAUGGAGGGAUAUGGAUCAUGUGCAGGUAGUGUGGAGGACAAUGGGAAGGGAACUCUGGUGAACAAAGGGUUACUAGUUAUACAGCUGCUGUAAAAGCUUUAGCCAUCUGCUUUCUGUAGAAUGUGGCGUGAUCGAUAAGAAGUUACUGAGCUAUGAAACCUCAAGGCCACAAGGAAACACGGUUGUGACUAACUGUGAAAGAUGUGUUAACCUGUCUGGCUGCACACAGCAGUCUCGGCUUGACCAAUGGCAGCAUGAGCUGGUCAAGCAUACCCAAAUACGGGUACGCCUGUGCAGUAAGUGGACACCAGCCGGAGAACAAUGCAUUUAAACUAAGUUAGCACUCUGUAUUCUUUGAGUCGGACCACGUUCAGGGAAGAGCGGUGCUGACUGCUCCUCCAUGUACCCCCUCUCCCACUAGCAUUAGAAAUAAAGAACUUUUAGUACGCU
Molecule: messenger RNA, 2669 nt
Organism: Pristis pectinata (smalltooth sawfish)
Lineage: Eukaryota; Metazoa; Chordata; Chondrichthyes; Rhinopristiformes; Pristidae
Product: CD276 antigen-like
Exons: 5
Coding region: 119-1009 (296 amino acids)
Biological process (GO): cellular response to lipopolysaccharide; cell surface receptor signaling pathway; T cell costimulation
Cellular component (GO): external side of plasma membrane
Source: RefSeq, a predicted model, not a curated record